AUGAUGGUUCUCGUUCUUCCCGUACUGCUUGCAGUAACUCAUGCAUUCGUUCCAAUCGAUCUGAAUUCCCAAACUCUUACCGGAAAGGCUCUUGUCGACUAUGUCAACUCCGUCCAAUCCCUGUUCACCGUUGAACACAUAGAUGUUUCCAAGCAAUUCAUGAAGUCCCGUGUGAUGGAUGUUAAAUACGCUGAUCCUCACCCCGGUGAUAUUCCUUCUGCCAAGCUCAACAUUGUUCUUGCCAAGAAGAUCCCGGAUACUUUCGAUGCUCGUCAAAAAUGGAAAAACUGCACAUCCAUCAAAAUGAUCCGUAAUCAAGCCAACUGUGGAUCGUGCUGGGCUUUUGGUGCCGCUGAGGUCAUCUCCGACCGCAUUUGCAUUGUGACAAAGGGAGCCCGACAACCAAUUAUUUCCCCAACUGAUAUGCUUGAUUGCUGUGGGGAAUACUGUGGUUAUGGAUGUGACGGUGGAUAUUCCAUCCAGGCUCUCAGAUGGUGGGUCUCCAAUGGAGUUGUCACCGGAGGAGACUACCAAGGAGAUGGUUGUAAACCAUACCCAUUCUGUUUGUCUGCAGGAUGCCCCGAUGCGUGA
Messenger RNA from Caenorhabditis briggsae, 591 nucleotides. Gene Ontology annotation, molecular function: cysteine-type endopeptidase activity. The record is from RefSeq and is a predicted model, not a curated record. The transcript has 2 exons. Bases 1 to 591 code for a protein of 196 amino acids. Lineage: Eukaryota; Metazoa; Nematoda; Chromadorea; Rhabditida; Rhabditidae. Gene Ontology annotation, cellular component: lysosome.